GCACGAUCGUUCAGGAAGAGGGCCGCAGAAACUGGCAGGGAACCAGUAAAGAGAGUGAGUGAGUGAGUGAGUGAGAGAGGAGUGAAAAGAUAGUCGGAACCCCCUCUGCCCCCCAAGCCCUCUUCAGCUCCAAAUCCAGUGUUGAGUUGCCUAGCAGGAAGGAAGGGACGAAGCAAAGAGAGAGAAAGAGACAGAGAAAGGACACAAAGAGCAGAAGCUCUCUUUCCCCGCCUUCAGAGAGCCAGUCUAAAUCAUACUGCUUAUCAGUGCUGCUGUGUUGUGAUGAUAGCUAAGCAGACUCAGAGUCCGCUGGAUUCUAAACCUCGUAAAUUCCCGUCCAGAUCCAAGACCGCCUCAGCGCUGGACACCCGCGACCUUUCACCCCAGCAUCCCUCUGCGCCUUGCGCCUCGCUCAGCGACAUGUACCCUGACGAGGCUCGCAGGGGCGGAGGGGCAGCCUCCAUCGACUACCUGGACGGUGGCUAUGACUACGCUGUUCCUGCCCCAGAACUGCUCUACAGUCCCUCGGCCACCCCUGCAGUGGGAUACUACUCUCCCUCCCUGGAUACCCACGGUCCCCCCUCAGAUGGCAGUCUGCCCUCCCUGGGCAGUGGGCCAACCAGUCCGCUGGUGUUUGUGCCGUCCAGCCCCCAGCUCAGCCCCUUCCUGCACCCUCCCAGCCACCCAGGACUUCCUGGUCAGCCCUACUACCUGGACACCAGCUCCACAUCCCUCUACAGGUCCAGUGUGGGACCCAAUCAGCAGUCUGUGUCACAUGAGGACCUCUGUAGUGCCCCUGAUAGGCCAGAGUCGUACACUGCGGCCGGGUCGAUGUCGGGGCUGAGAGUUGGUGUGCUUGAGAUGGCCAAGGAGAUGCGGUACUGCGCUGUCUGUAGCGACUACGCCUCAGGAUACCACUACGGGGUGUGGUCCUGUGAGGGCUGCAAGGCCUUCUUCAAGAGGAGCAUUCAAGGUCACAAUGACUAUAUGUGCCCAGCAACCAACCAGUGUACCAUCGACAGGAACCGGAGGAAGAGUUGCCAGGCGUGCCGACUAAGGAAGUGCUAUGAAGUGGGCAUGAUGAAAGGGGGCUUACGUAAAGACCGCGGUGGUCGCGUGUUACGGAGGGACAGGCGGCGAUGCGGCUUCGCAGUCAACAAAAAAGCCCUGGAGGAGAUGGAGCACAAGGCAGCGCCCCCUAAGAGCGGGGGGGAGAACAGCAGCAGCCCCAACAGCAACAGAAGAGAGGCCGGAGCAGGCGUCAACAUGGCCCCUGACCAGGUGCUGGUGCUGCUCCAGGAGGCCGAGCCUCCCGCCCUGUGCUCUCGUCAGAAGCUGAGUCGACCCUACACCGAGGUCACCAUGAUGACCCUGCUCACCAGCAUGGCCGAUAAGGAGCUGGUCCACAUGAUUGCCUGGGCCAAGAAAGUUCCAGGGUUCCAGGAGCUGUCUCUCCAUGAUCAGGUGCAGCUUCUAGAAAGUUCCUGGCUUGAGGUGCUCAUGAUCGGUCUCAUCUGGAGAUCCAUUCAUUGUCCUGGCAAACUCAUCUUUGCCCAGGACCUCAUACUGGACAGGAGUGAGGGGGACUGUGUGGAGGGCAUGGCGGAGAUCUUUGACAUGCUCCUGGCCACCGUGGCUCGCUUCCGCAUGCUCAAGCUCAAGUCCGAGGAGUUUGUCUGCCUCAAAGCAAUCAUCCUGCUCAACUCCGGUGCCUUCUCCUUCUGCUCUACCACUGUGGAGUCUCUGCACAACUGCCCCGCCGUGCAAACCAUGCUGGACAACAUCACGGACGCCCUCAUCCAUCACAUCAGCCAAUCGGGAAGCUUGGUGCAGCAGCAGUCCAGACGACAGGCCCAGCUUCUCCUCCUGCUCACCCACAUUAGACACAUGAGCAACAAGGGCAUGGAACACCUGUACAACAUGAAGUGUAAAAACAAGGUUCCUCUCUACGACCUGCUUCUGGAGAUGUUGGAUGCGCACCGCUUACACUCCCCCGCCAAGGUGACUCAAACCUGGGCUCAGGCUGAUGGAGAACCCCCCUCUACCACCACAACCCUCACCUCCACUGGCCCCAGCACGGAACCCACACAAGGUCAGGAUGCCCAGCUCCGAGGCUCUGGGUCUGGGAUACUUCAUUAUGGCAUCCCCCGCUCAGACCGCAGCACCCUCCAUUAAGGAGAGACAGAAAUGGGCACAUGAAGAUUAGAAAGCCCAUUAUAAAUCAAAUGGGUAAGAAAAUAUGAAAAGCGGAGUGUUAUUCAUUCUAUUGUGUAAUUUAAAUGAUUGCUUUGAUAAAUUAUUCAGAAGUGUUGUAUUUGACAAUGUAACAUAGUGGGACGUCAACGGUGUCAGUGAAAGUUACAGAUCUCAGGUGGGAGGUAGCGGUUUCUUUUUCCCUUCUCCCCCCCCCCCCCCCCCCCCCCGCUGUAAACUUUGAGACAGAAGACAUGGCGUUAUUCCUUCACAAAGGAGAUAUUCAUUUAUAACGUCAACAACCUGUAGCUUGCUCACCAUUGACCACCAAAGACCAUGGUCUAUACUGUGAGUUCAGCACAUGGUUGACCUAGAUGUGACUUUAGUGUGUGUUUACUGCUCCCAACAGCCCCCAACAGCCCCACUUGAUAACCAGCAGCGAGUGUGCUCUUCUGAUGUGGGCCUGUACAGUGAGCUCUGUACUCACAAUGCGAUGCCCUGACCAAAGUGCACUUCUCAUAUUAGGCAGUUUUUGGGGGGUUUAUUGGCAAUGUCGUAUAGCUUUUAAAUGACAACUCUGUGUUUAACUAUGAUGGAGGUUUGCUUCAUUAAAGGUCCCGUGGCAUGACAUUUGAAAGAUUUGAAUGAGGUUCUUUAACAUUAAUACAGGUUCCCCUAGCCUGCCUUUGGUCCCCCAGUGGCUAGAACAUUUUGAUAAGUGUAAACCAGGGGCAGGGAACCUUUUUUCUGCCAUUUGGAUAUUUAUAACAUCAUUCGGGGGCCGUACAGAAUCAUCAACUUAAAAAUGUGCCUGCUAUAUUUGGUCAAACAUUUAAUUAACUCGCCCCUUACGUGAUGGCUGGAACUGCUUCUCUUUGGUGAGGUUUGUGAUGUUAGCUGUCAGGGCCGGAUGCAGUCUGCUUUGACUGGGGGUGCAGUGAACAUUUAUGGGGGGUAUCAUGAUUGCGGAAAGGGACCUCCACGGUCCUCUUCCACAUAUUCCAAAUUGUGUUCCGUGUACUUAUAUGUUAUGUUUUGCCAGGUGCUUGCGUUGUCUUGUCUUAAGAAUUUCAGUGCCCAGUCUAACCUUGUGUUGUUCUGUGUACCUGACAAAUAAAAGACUUGAACUAUUAAAAUAGUGCUGCUGCAAACAAAUAAUGCACCUAAUAAUAUGGUGCUUGCAGUGCAAUGGCGGGCCGGACCAAAUGAUCUCGCUGGCCGGACGUUUCCCACCCCUGGUGUAAACCAAACCCUGGGUAUUCUGGAAUUUCGGAUUUGGAAUUUCGGAUCUGGAAUUUUCCCUUUGUUGUCAUAAGGGGAAAUGUUACCUCCUCUUUCUCUACUUUGCUUGCCCAGAGUAUUUGGCCCACCAAUGAGAAAAUGAGACACAGAAAUGGCACGUCCUUAGGAAAUCUCAUUGUGGUUAUGCUCCUAGUGGCUGUAAUUAUUCACUAAGCCUGAAUUUCGGGAAAGAGUUUUCAGAUACAGUAUUAGGGGACCACUAAGGCCUAUAUGAAAACAUAAAAAAAAAAACAUGCCAUGGGAACUUUAACGGACGUAGUGUGUGCUUUUUUCGAUUGUGAACCAUUCAUGUUAAAUAUGUGUGUCCUUUUGGUGGUCUGGUGUGAGGGGCAUUAUGUAGUGCCUUGUAAAUAUGCACACAGCAGUGUGUCGGUCUUAAUGGUUUUCAUUGUGCGUUUUACUACAGUAUGCUUACUUCUCAAUGGUAUCUAAUUUAACAGUGUGCCUUUUGUGUGCGGGGCCAGAUGGCUGAGCGGUUAAGGAGUCGGGCUGUUAAUCAGAAGGUUGCCGGUUCAAUUUCCGGCCAUGCGAAAUGACGUUGUGUCAUUGGGCAAAGCACUUCACCCUACUUGCCUCUGGGAAAAUGUCCCUGUACUUACUGUAAGUCACUCUGGAUAAGAGCAUCUGCUAAAUGACUAAAUGUAAAUGUAAUGUAAAUGUGUG
Molecule: messenger RNA, 4158 nt
Organism: Hypomesus transpacificus
Lineage: Eukaryota; Metazoa; Chordata; Actinopteri; Osmeriformes; Osmeridae
Gene: esr1
Product: estrogen receptor 1
Exons: 9
Coding region: 283-2175 (630 amino acids)
Biological process (GO): regulation of DNA-templated transcription; steroid hormone receptor signaling pathway
Cellular component (GO): nucleus
Molecular function (GO): DNA-binding transcription factor activity; nuclear estrogen receptor activity; zinc ion binding
Source: RefSeq, a predicted model, not a curated record